This is a messenger RNA of Ornithorhynchus anatinus (platypus), 2005 nucleotides long. It is a transcript of the gene RD3L, whose product is annotated as RD3 like. The record is from RefSeq and is a predicted model, not a curated record. The coding region runs from base 648 to 1244 and encodes 198 amino acids. Lineage: Eukaryota; Metazoa; Chordata; Mammalia; Monotremata; Ornithorhynchidae. The transcript is spliced from 3 exons.
CUUAAUAGUCAGGAUUAAUCUAAUUUUCCUCCCUCAGAUGAGUGACCUGGCUUCCAAAUGACCUGAAAGUUUGGCUAGCGUAUAAAAGCGACCUGGAUAUUUUUAGAGCGCUACAGAUACAAAAAUACAGCACUAAACUGUGACCUACAGCUAUCGCAGCAAAGCAUCACAUCAUGCGACGGUCUUAACCUUCGCAAGGAGUGCAUCAGUAGUUGCUUCAGACUAUCAUUAUUCAUCUCACUCCCGGCGAUACCUUUGGAUGCAUUAACUAACAAGGAUCUGCAUUUGUUGCCAUCUUCUUUCAAACCUCUCCUGUAGGCAGUCUGCCACGCAAAAUAGACAGGAAACCUUAAUGGACUUCAAGGAAAAAAGUGUGUAGGGGUCAGAGUUUUUUUUUUAUUUCCCCUCUUAUGUAAGAUUAAUUGAGCGGCAUCCUCUUCUGAAGAAGACAACAAAAACCUCACUCCCAAUACAGAAAGUUAAUUUAGCCUGCAUUCUGCAUAAAUGGGUAAGUAAGGCAGGCUCAACCUUUCAACAGUGGACAUCUUUGGAAAGGAGGCUAGGCGAAAAUAAAAGCUCAUCUUCAAUCCAAGUUUAACUUCUCAGCGUCGACCCACCUUUUAAAGUAACUGCAGAACAGAUUUAAAAUGCCUCUUUUUAGCUGGAUGAAAUGGUCAAAAAGUGACUCCUUCAAACCCACAAAAUAUCCUGGCUCAGACGUAGUAACAAAGACCUUGCUUCGUGAAUUGAAAUGGCAUCUCAAAGAACGUGAGAGACUAGUGCAGGAGAUAGAAGAUGAACACAAAGUCAGAAAAAGUGGUGUGGAUUACAACUGGCUGAAAAAUGACCAGAACCCGCAAGCCACUAUCCCAGCUACAGAACAGAGACAGCUUGAAGUUCUUUGCUCACAAGUUCAACCUUGCCAAACAGGAACUAUUCUAAGCAGAUUUAGAGAAGUUUUGGCAGAAAAUGAUGUCUUGCCAUGGGAAAUAGUCUACAUCUUCAAGCAGGUCAUAAAAGAUUUUCUAACCAAUGGCGAGAAAGAGAAGCAAGAAGAGCAACUGGAAGAUGUAUGGAAUAAAAAUGGCUCAGCACAUUUCACAAUGCCAGGGGAAAACUGUAAGAAGUCCGACAAAGAUGAAAUCCCUACUGUUUCCCGUUUUGUUGACAAAAAUACACAGUGUAUGUUUCCAACUUUUUCCCACAGAAUCUGGAACUUGCCAUAUUACUAUCCAUCAAGUUAAAGUAUUCCUCAUCAUACAGAUAUUUGCAUUCUUUUAACAGUAAUAUCUGAACCCAGAGCACAAAAGAAAAUCCUAAGAAUGAGAUAGAACCUUAUGUUCCCCUUUGUGGCUCAACUGGAAGUCUAAAUUAUUUUUUUUGUUUGUGUUUGUGUAGUGCAUUUUAACUUUUUUACUAGAGUGUUCCGAAGAUGUAAUGCUUUCACUUAGAAAUGUCUUUUUAAUCAAAAAAAAACUUUUUUGAGAAAAUGUUUGAACUCUUUCCUUAUUUUUAAUGUACUUCAAGCAUACUGUGAACUGUAAGAACCAAAUUAAAGGGUGACUUCGGAUAUUUCAAAAUGUAAUGACUUCAGAGAUUACUGGGCAGUAGAUACUUUAUAUUAAUUUUAAUCUUCUAAACUAUGUAUAGAAUGAAAUAAAAAAUUUAAGUGAAAAUCAAUAGAGUAUUAGAGCAGAACAACAAAUGAGCUGAAAUUCCUUGCAACUCCAAAACUUGUGAUUAAAGUCUAAAAUCAUCAUAUUUCUUAUUUUGGCAUUUGUUCAGAUUCUGAGACGCAACGUAUAAAAUUCCUAAAAUUUUUUGAGAUUAGACAAGUGGAAGACAUUUGGUAAAGAGUUGUUUCAUUGCUCAUUUGAAACCAAUGCAUAACAACCUUUAAUUUUUUUAACAGUGAUUCAGUUUCCAAAUAAUUCUAUUGGAAAGGCAGAUACAAUGUUUAAUCAUAUACAGAAGAAUAUCUUUAAAAAAUAAAAUUAAGUAAUGA